Orbilia oligospora ATCC 24927 is the source of this 1749-nucleotide messenger RNA. RefSeq lists its product as uncharacterized. Bases 1 to 1749 code for a protein of 582 amino acids. Lineage: Eukaryota; Fungi; Ascomycota; Orbiliomycetes; Orbiliales; Orbiliaceae. The record is from RefSeq and is a predicted model, not a curated record. The transcript is spliced from 5 exons. Gene Ontology annotation, molecular function: protein binding.
AUGGCCCAUAAUACCACUUUAACCAGCCUCCCUGAAGAAAUCCUUCUUCAGAUCUUCACCUACGUCUCAGAUUCCAGUACAAAAGAUACUAUUUCAAUACUAUCUACCUCCAAGAAAUUAAGCAGAAUAGCAAAACCUCUAGUUUAUAAUACAAUCUUACUUCCAGCUCGUAAGAAAUGGGGAAUAUACGAAUCAACAGACGUUCGAGAAAGGAUAAACAUCCUGGCCUCAAAUAUUGACGCUGUUGCACCAUAUAUUCAAGAAUUUGGGUUAUGUAAAGCAGAACCUGUACUUGAGAUCCGCGAAUCUGCCAAGAAGUUCCUGAUUUCUGAGGAGUUGGUGCCAGUUUUGGCGAAAAUACCAUCGGGGCAGUUGCGUUCUUUUAGAUGGGACAUCCGAGCCGACUGUCCAAAAUCAAUAAUAUCAAACCUCCACACCCACCAACAAAACCUCGAAACUAUCAUAAUAUACCAUCCAUCAUUCGACCGUGUCUCGGAACCCGCCACUUUCACUAAUAAACUAAAAACCCUAGUCACCAGUCCAAAACCCUUCGCCCUUGACCUGCAAGUUUUCCAAAACCUCCGUCAUCUUUGUAUAUACGGCCACGUGUACACCGCCAGCGAAGCAAAACAACUACUUAUGAACCAACUCCCAACUGCACUCAAAACCCUCAAAACGUUUACAAUGGUGAAUCUAACCCAUGGUCACCAACUUUGGCCUUCGUUCAGUGGUGUCGACACAUCCGUCAUUAAAAAAAGUAAAAAGUUCAUGGGGGUUACAUACCCCUAUUUGGAAACGUUUGCUUACGAUGAUAAUGCUUUUGGUGCUAUGUUUUCCAAGUAUAUUAGCUUGGAGAGUAUAUCACAGUUUCCGAACUUACGAGCUUUGCAUUCUAGGUUUUUCUUAUCUUCAACUUUGCUUUCGAAUUUUGAUCCAAAGGUACCGAUUCGUUUGAAGACGCUGGAGGUACAAGGGUGUGGUAUGGAGAUACUAUCUAAUUUCUUAUUGGCAUUUAAAGGUCUUCAAGAUCUAGAUGUAUUGGUUUUACUUGCGGAAGAUUAUCCAGAUCCAGCUCCGAUUUUGCACCAUGCAGAGACAUUGAAGCGAUUGGUAUUAUGGAGGGUGGUUCGACCUUCUGGGCGAUUACCGAGAUUGGCGCCCAUACCUUUCGCUUUAAUGAGAUCAUUAGGGAAGGGAUUAGGACGGUUAGAGGAAUUCUGUGCUACCCUUCCUCAAGAAUAUGAUCCAUUCGAAGGGAACCUUUUCCCAGAACUAAAACUCCUUUGGCUAUACAAUACCGACUCUAACUACUCAAGAAUAGACGCUAUCCCAGAAUACCCAUGGAUCCCACCUACAAACGACGAAAUCAAAUCCCAUCCACAAUGGGUCAUUAAGAACCAAACCUUACAACUAGAUAUCACCGCCCAUCCCAACCUAACCAUUCCAAAAAACCUAAAAGCCCUCGCAAUAGGUCACUGUAGCCGGGUUAUAGACCUGGAAGCUGAAACAAGCUUUGGCUCGGUCAUUAACUUCAGCCGUACCGAAAGACUUUAUGAACGUGUUAGAGAAGAGAAUGAUACGGUUAUUUGGAGGAGAAUUGGUAUGCGUGAGCUUGCGAGGAAAUAUCCUGAUCUAUUAUCGCCUUAUGAAGACACUUUUGGGGUACCCCUUAUGAAACGGCACUAUAUCUUUGGCAGCACCGAAAAGGACGGUUUACUUGACCCACUCGAAGUUCUACCGAAUAAUUAG